GCUCUCAUUGCUGUAACAAGCUCUUCAUGGAUGCGUGAUUUCGAGUAACGCCACCAGAGGGCGCAAUGAUGCCGUGAUUCUCAUUCAUGGUGUUGGAUGCACAUCCUCUGUCUCAACAAACCACUUGAGUCGGAGAAAGCUUGCUGGCUUGCUUGUACCGUAGUUCUUUUGUGAGAAGGUUGUGGGAAAAAUGGUACGAGAAAAGACAGGCAUUGGAACAGUAGUAGGCUAUUGCAUGCGAACUCUUGUCCCUGGACACUGAGAGCAACCUAAAUUUCAGUUAGAGAGAAUACAUCACUUGUGCAGCGUGGAAGGACCAGUGGAUAUACCCUAGGACCAGUAGAAGUACUGAUGGGAGCAGUGGAUAGGCCUACCUCACACCACCUUGGACCAGUACAGAGCAGUGGAUACCCCAUAGGACCAGUAGAAGUGCUGGUGAAGAACCUACUUGAAAACUUAACCUGACUGGAGAAGCAACCAAAACUGCCCUCGGUUCGGGCCUCCUCUACUCUCCCUCCAGCACGUCUGCUUCCAGGCACGGGCCAUCUUGUGGGGCUCCACGGAGUUCCUCUCGACCCUGGAGCUACACGUUUUCAGAGCAAAACUCAGACAACAAACCGCCUGCUCAAGUCAAGACACAGGCCUACCUGGCUGGCAGGUGAACUGGGACUGGGGCCAGCAUAGGGGUCGUCCCUACCCUUCCAGCCAGGCUCCUACUGCCCAUGGUGGCCACGGCUCUUCUGGUGACCAUGGGCAAUGGAUCCAUCAAAGCCGCCCGCGUGGAAGAGAACGGCCUGGACGCCUCAGGGGCGGCCCAGGGGGCAAAGGUCAUGUCCACUGUCGAUGGCGGCGGCGGUGGUGGUGCUGCUGGUGGGCGGGGCGUGGAAUGGGAGGCGGGUGUUCUGCGUGGGCGCGUCGCCCGUCUGGAGGAGGAGCUAGCCAAGCGCGAGCGCGAGAUGCACAUGCAGGAAGUGACGCUGCAGGCGCUCCGCCGCGAGCUGGAGGCCAAACUCGCGCAGAUCGACAAACUCCAGGACGCUAUUGGCUACCACCAGCAGCAGCAGCAGCAGCAGCAUCACUACGGCAACCGAGCGACGACGGCGCCCUGGCAGUGCUCGCCGCCCUUCAUGCCUACCGGUGGUGGGGGUGGCACCGGCGGAGGGGUGGGCGCUGGCCGCCACAGUAGACGGUUGCUGAGCGUCAUCAACCAGGCCCCUGCCCGCUUCCAGCGUGUGGCAGCAGAGGUGCACCGGCGGCUGCGGGCCAAAGAGGGCGUGUCUGCUGAGCCCACCUCCGGCCACUUUGGCCCCGCCCAGCCGCCGCAGAGCAGGGCGCAUUACCUGUCGGGCGAGAUGGCGCGAGUACGCAAGGACUCCAGUACGAGGCGUCUGAUCAACGAGGCCUUGAUGAAUAACGACUUCCUGAAGAAGUUGGAGCCGCAGCACGUGCGUGAGAUGGUGGAGUGCAUGUUCGAGCGCGUCUACACCACGCAGCAGCUGGUCAUCCAGGAGGGACAGCCGGGAAACUACCUCUACGUGCUGGCAGAUGGCCUGCUGGAGGUGAGCCAGAGUGGGAGGCUGCUGGGCCAGAUGCGGCCCGGUACGGCCUUCGGGGAGCUGGCCAUACUCUACAACUGCAAGAGGACCGCCACUGUCAAAGCUGUGGCCGAGUCCCACAUCUGGGCUCUGGACAGGCAAACAUUCCAGAAGAUCAUGAUGAGGUCCACACAGGCUCGCCAUGAGGAGUACUUCAGCUUUCUACGCAGUGUGGCUCUCCUUAAAGACCUACCUGAGGAGAAACUGGCCAAGAUAGUAGACUGUUUGGAAGUGGAUUACUUUGAUGAAGGGGACUACAUCAUCCGCGAGGGGGAAGAAGGGAACACGUUUUUCAUCAUUGCACAUGGAGGGGUGUGUGUUACCCAGACUACGGAGGGCUGCACAGACCCUCAACACAUCAAGACUCUGGGAGUAGGGGAUUAUUUUGGAGAGAAAGCCCUCAUCAGUGAAGACGUCAGAUCAGCCAACAUCAUUGCCACGGAGAACAACACACAAUGCUUGGUAUUGGAUCGAGAUAACUUCAACCAGAUGGUGGGCACCUAUGAGGAGCUGCAGGCCUACUUGAGAGAGUAUGUGGAGCAGCUAUCACGCAGUGACGAGAGGAGAAACGCUGUCCCCCAGUCUCCGCUGCAGUGUGACACCAGCCCCGAGGCCCAGGAGCAGCGUCGUCUCAGGGAGAAGCUGGCCCGCCUCUCCUGCUCCUCCUCCUCCUCUUCUGGGCUGCAUCACCUGCAGCAGGUGGCCACCCUGGGCAUGGGCGGCUUCGGACGCGUCGAGCUGGUGAAGCUGAAGGAUGAGGAGACAGGCUUUGCUCUGAAGUGCAUCAAGAAGAAGCACAUCGUGGACACUCGGCAGCAGGAGCAUAUCUACUCAGAGAAGAACAUCCUGCAGCAGACACACUCCAAGUUCAUAGUCAAGUUGUACCGGACGUUUCGUGAUGAUAAGUAUGUGUACAUGCUGUUGGAGGCGUGUCUGGGAGGAGAGCUGUGGAGCGUGCUGAGGGAUAUGAGCUGCUUUGAGGAGCCCACUGCUCGCUUCUGCAUCGGGUGUGUGCUGGAGGCCUUCGACUACCUGCAUGGUAGAGGCAUCAUCUAUCGGGACCUCAAGCCUGAAAACCUCCUGCUGGAUGCUGAGGGCUACGUGAAAAUGGCAGACUUCGGCUUUGCGAAGCGCAUUGGUCUGGGCAAGAAGACGUGGACCUUCUGUGGCACGCCGGAGUACGUGGCCCCCGAGGUCAUCAUGAAUAAGGGCCACGACUUUGGGGCCGACUGCUGGUCGCUCGGCAUACUCAUCUUUGAGCUGCUCAUCGGCAGUCCGCCGUUCAGUGGUUCGGACCCCAUAAAGAUCUACACCAUGGUUCUGCACGGCAUUGAGAAGGUGGACUUCCCCAAGCGCAUCAGCAAGCGGCCAGAGGACCUCAUCAGGAGACUCUGCAAGCUCAACCCUGCAGAGAGACUGGGCAACAAGAAGAAUGGAAUUAUAGACAUCAAAAAGCACAAGUGGUUCCAGGGCUUCAACUGGGAGGGCCUGAGACGAGGCAAAAUGGCGUCUCCACUCAAGAGAGAGCUGAAGGGCCCCCUGGACCAUAGCCACUUUGACAUCUUCCCACCGGACCUGGAGGAACCGCCCGACGAGCUGUCAGGAUGGGACAAGGACUUCUGAAGAAAAGAUCGAGAUGGGACAAGAACUUCCGAAGAAGAGAAAGAGACAGAGAGAACAACAGGAGACAAUGAGAUGACUAAAGAGCAGACAAUGCAAGAGAGAAGCAGUGUUCAAGGACGAGCUACGCAGAACACAAAAUCUUUGGAGAGACGUGAUUGGGAGAAAGUCAGUGAGCAAACACCCAACCACAGGACUGAGUCAAGCACUCACCAUGUAGCCAUUACCCUGGUACAGAAGUCUUACCGCAGAAAUACACCUGCGGCGAUCUGAGCGAGGCGAGCGACGGAAGUAAUUGACUUUGUAUUGAGUCGUGCAACAAAAGCGAUUCUGGAGACUAGAGCGAUUCUAUGACUUUCUAUGACGCGGUUCGGCGACAAGCCGCGACAACCAAUGACUGUACACUAUAGCUAUAGAGGUCAGUGACCACAGCCUA
Engraulis encrasicolus (European anchovy) is the source of this 3651-nucleotide messenger RNA. RefSeq names its product cGMP-dependent protein kinase 2. Bases 723 to 3218 code for a protein of 831 amino acids. The record is from RefSeq and is a predicted model, not a curated record. Gene Ontology annotation, biological process: protein phosphorylation. Gene Ontology annotation, molecular function: ATP binding; cGMP-dependent protein kinase activity. The transcript is spliced from 19 exons. Lineage: Eukaryota; Metazoa; Chordata; Actinopteri; Clupeiformes; Engraulidae.